Nanorana parkeri is the source of this 1887-nucleotide messenger RNA. It is a transcript of the gene DCDC2, whose product is annotated as doublecortin domain containing 2. Gene Ontology annotation, cellular component: microtubule organizing center; axoneme; microtubule. The coding region runs from base 32 to 1567 and encodes 511 amino acids. Lineage: Eukaryota; Metazoa; Chordata; Amphibia; Anura; Dicroglossidae. Gene Ontology annotation, biological process: neuron migration; cilium assembly; intracellular signal transduction. The transcript is spliced from 11 exons. The record is from RefSeq and is a predicted model, not a curated record.
GAUCUGGAGAAGAGGGGAAGGGAGUGCGGACAUGGCAGGUGAGCCAGUCGGUGCGUGGAGUAUGCAGCCGACUCCAGCUGCAGGGGGUGGAGGGCGAUCCUUGGCCCCCCUCGCUCAACAGCCUGCUGUCAAAGCAGUGCACGUUUACAGAAAUGGAGACUCCUUUUAUCGUGGCCGCCGAAUGCUGAUUCAUGAGAAGAGGGUUGGCACGUUUGAGGUCUUCCUGAAGGAUGUCACCGGCGGAGUGCAAGCCCCCUUUGGAGCCGUGAGGAACCUUUAUACUCCUAGAAAUGGACACAGGGUCACGUCUCUGGGCGACCUUCAGCCAGGAGAAUGCUAUGUGGCGGCAGGAAGGGAAAGUUUUAAAAAGUUGGACUACCUACACAUUGGAGAAAACAAGAGAAGGACAGUAGACCCUCUGAGUCAGGUAAAACCGGUGUCUCACAGCAGGAUCAAUGUUUCAGCAAGAUUUAGAAAACAUUUUCAAGAGCCAUGCACUAUUUUCCUGAUUGCUAAUGGAGAUGUUAUGAAUCCAGUGAUACGCUUGCUGAUACCAAGGAGAGUUCUGGAUCAGUGGGAGCUAGUUCUAGCAAUGGUCACCGACAAAGUGAAACUGCGAAAUGGAGCAGUACACAGGCUAUAUACACUAGAUGGAACUCCUGUUCAAGAUGGAUCAGAACUAGAAAAUGGCCAAUUUUAUGUUGCAGUGGGCAGGGACAAGUUUAAAAAGCUGCCAUAUAAUGAUCUGAUAUUCUCAAAGGCCUCUGUGAGAAGAAGUUAUGGUUCAAAAGCAUCCUCAUUGCCUCCCAUUAAUGGAUACAGAAAGUCUAAGGAGAAUAGACAUGAACGCCAAAUUAAAUCCACUGGUGGAUCCACUGAUACUGUAGACAAUCUCAUUUCUCCUCAACCACCGAAGCCUAAGCCCAAGAAAAAUCCUGAAUCUCAAAUACUCUACAAACCAGUCCGAGUGAAACAGAAAAAGGAAAUGAACAAUAACAUCAUUUACACCGAAAAUGAUGAUGGCAUUUUCAAAGCUGGUGAAGACAGAUCAGAAAUGUGGGGGGCAUCAGAAGUUCAGGAAGAUGAAAACACUAAAGUGGAGGUUCCGGUUGAUCAGAGAGUGGCAGAAACUGUUGAGGAGGAGGUACAGGGCCACCAGGAUGCUGAUGGUGGAGAAGAUGCUGAUGAUGAAGAAGUCACAGAAGAUGACGUAGAUCAUGACAACAUCACACCAGAUGAAAAUGAGGAUCAUGGUGUCCUAAGCCAUGAAGUGGAGGCCAGUCAUGAGAAACUAAACAAUUACGUAGAAGAUUAUGCUAACCAUGAUGCUGAAGUGCCGGAGGAAGACCAACAUUUUAAUUCAGCGGACACGAAUGGUGAAAAUCUGGAGCAAAUAAAUGGUGAUAUAUAUGAAAAAGAAGAAGGCGAAGAUGAACACCCUGAUGGAAACACAGAUGAAAAAAGCCAGGCUGAAUAUUCUCUUCCAAGACCAACAUCAUCAAGACUUCUGGAGAAAGUCUCCACUCCUACUGACACAGAGAAGAAGGAUUUGGAGCCUGAAGCCUGAUCCAAGGGAGAGAUGACCCCUGUUUAUAGUUACUACCUUGAUACUUGAAUCUGCAUGUUUUACUGUAUCAUUACAAAGCUAGUUAAUGGAUGGAGGAGUAUGUUUGUAGACAUGUAUAUACAUUUUCAUUCUCUCAUAUUAAACACUUCAGUGUAUGCACUGUUUCUAAAGCGGAUUAUUUUUUAUCAAUAAUGUUCCUAUCUAUUUAUUAGGUUACUUUUUAUACUGUCAGGUGUUUUGUAAUUGUAACUUAAGCAUUUAUUUUGUUAAGCCAUAUUGCAUUAACAGGGGGUAAGGAAUCAUUGCACUACCUAUAUACA